AUGAAAGAGUACCAGGCAGAACUGACACUGAUGUUUUUCUACAAUUUAUUUGUGAGCAUCCUAGCUGCAUUCGUAGGUCUCAUUGCAGAACCAGACUCUAGCAAAUGGAUAAUAAGACCCAACAUCUCGUCAGCCUCUAUUCUAUGCUUUGGGGUUUUUGGGUCUGGCUUGAACAAUGUUAUUCAUACAUGGGCCUUUCACUUAAAGGGACAUGUCUAUGUGGCCAUGUUCAAGCCAUUGUCCAUUGCCAUUGCAGCUACCAUGGGAGUCGUCAUCCUUGGUGAUACUCUUAAUCUAGGAAGCAUCAUCGGUGCAACAAUAAUAGCGAUUGGAUUCUAUACUGUAAUGUGGGGCAGGAAGCAAGCAUCCUCUAUCUACAUCAGACAAACUAAAUGA
Molecule: messenger RNA, 396 nt
Organism: Fraxinus pennsylvanica
Lineage: Eukaryota; Viridiplantae; Streptophyta; Magnoliopsida; Lamiales; Oleaceae
Source: the annotation of a GenBank genome assembly